UAUAUUUAAUAUUGAUAUUUUUUUUAGUAAAAUUUAAAUCGUAGAAUGAUACGGAGUAUCAUAAUUUAAAAAAAAAGGAAAAAACAAAACAAAACCGUGUAAUCAGUCUUAAAAUCAGGAAAUUUAAAAUUCUGUUACCAAUUACAUCCUUUUUUGUUUAAAAAAAAAAUUAAUAAGAUAGGAAAAUUUUAGAAUUCGAAUAAGAGUAAAAGUAUAUCUUUGUGGCUUAUAUGACUUGUAUAUAUAUAUAUAUAUAUCCUAAUAUUCACUGUGAUCUGUCUUAAAAAAAAAUAUUCACUGUGAUCUAGGCUCAAACAAAAAUUAAAAAAAUUAAAGGAUGGCGGAUGUUAAGUUUGAAAAUUUUGUGUUCGAGUUGGAGAGAUUGGGAUGUUUAGGGUUCUUAUUAUCUUUGUUUUUAUCAAUAUAUUUUCCUUCCCUACAUCUCUUUACGGCCAUCGUGCAGCUAAUAGUUGGUGUAAUUUUCAUUGUAACUAAUAUUAACAUCCUCAUUAAUUUCAUUCUUCCGGAAACAACUUCAGAAGCAUCAUCAAAGGAUGAGAAACUAAAGCAGAUGCAAAUAUACGUUGACGAACUAAUAAUGGAGAAGAAGAUGUGGGGGAUGGAGAAACAAAAGCUUAUGAAACAAGUAUCAGAGGAGAAACAGAAGCUUACGGAACAAGUAACAAUGGAGAAGAAGAUGAGGGAGGAGGAGAAACAGAAACUUAAGGAACAAUCAACAACGGAGAAGAAGAUGUGGGAGGAGGAGAAAUUGAGCCUUACGGAGCAAGUGGAGGAAGCACGAGCACGAAUCGAGUUGUACACAUAUGAGAUGAUCUACCUCAAGAAGUUGUCGAAACUCGAAGAGCAAGUCAAAAACAUGGAGGAGGAAAGAGAAGAGUUUAUGAAGAAAAAUUUGGUGAAUGGGGAUGGGAAAGAAAAGGAUAAAGAUAAGGAAAAACUCGAAGAGAAGUGUAGGAAAUUAAACAAGGAAAAGAAGGAGCUUUCAAAGGUGGUUGAAGAGUAUAAGGUUUACGAACAAAAUGUGGGUGAAGAGUUUAAGAUUUACCAACAAAAUUGGGAGUUUGAAAGAAAUAACCUAAAGUCACAGAUUGAUCACCUAUUUAAUGUUAUUGCAAAAUAUGAUGAACUUAAUAAUCGCCAACAAUAUAUGAUUGUACUCCUUUCAGGUUUUACCGACCAAUACCGUCACAAUGCGGCCUACCAGAGUACUGAGGAAACAAGCGAUAUGUCACCUGAUUACUAGACUUUAAAUAGUUACAUUUUAGUGGUAGAAAUUUAUUUCAUU
This is a messenger RNA of Chenopodium quinoa (quinoa), 1306 nucleotides long. Its product is annotated as golgin subfamily A member 6-like protein 2. Lineage: Eukaryota; Viridiplantae; Streptophyta; Magnoliopsida; Caryophyllales; Amaranthaceae. The transcript is spliced from 2 exons. Bases 338 to 1264 code for a protein of 308 amino acids. The record is from RefSeq and is a predicted model, not a curated record.